Messenger RNA from Puccinia graminis f. sp. tritici CRL 75-36-700-3, 1680 nucleotides. RefSeq names its product seryl-tRNA synthetase. NCBI's taxonomy places the organism in Eukaryota, Fungi, Basidiomycota, Pucciniomycetes, Pucciniales, Pucciniaceae. The record is from RefSeq and is a predicted model, not a curated record. Bases 164 to 1516 code for a protein of 450 amino acids. Gene Ontology annotation, cellular component: cytosol. Gene Ontology annotation, biological process: seryl-tRNA aminoacylation. Gene Ontology annotation, molecular function: ATP binding; tRNA binding; serine-tRNA ligase activity. The transcript is spliced from 9 exons.
GCACUGUAUGAUCGGGAGCCAGUGCUGUGUAGGGUAAUCCUAGGGGGAAACGGGGUCAAAGAGGCGCGAAACUAGAAAAAAAAAAAGAAAAGAAACCCGAGAACCAAGGUCAUCAUCGAUCACAUCAACAAACCAGUUUACCAGGCCCACACCAACACAAAAGAUGAUCGAGUUACAACUACUACAGACCGGGAAAGGAGGCAAUCCUGAGCUUGUCAAGACUUCGCAACGGAAGAGGGGUGGCGAAAAGGCGGCCGAAUUGGUCGAUGAAGUCUUGGCGUUGUACACUAGUUGGACUAAAGUCGGCUUCCAAUUAAGGGAAGUUCGGACCGAAGCCAACGCCAUCAAGAAGAAAAUCGGUGAGGCCAAAAAAGCUAAGAAGGAACCUGAGCCGGAAUUAUGGACUUCAAAAGAACAAUUAGAUGAGAAAAUCAAACAGUUGGAAAAGGAAGAAGCGGAUGCCGAAAGCCUACUGAAAACGCGAGCGAGUAGCAUUGGUAAUAUUGUGCAUGAAAGUGUGCAUGUUAGCAUGACAGAGGAUGAUAAUGUGAUCCUGAAGACAUGGAAUCCGGAACCGAAUAAGCCGUUCGAGAAGCGUGCAGAACUGUUAUCACACGAUGUAGUGAUGCACCGACUAGACAUGGUAGAUCUGGAGCGAGGCGCCAAGGUUGCGGGUCAUCGGGGCUUCUUCCUGAUCAACGAUGGCGUGGAUCUCAAUCAGGCUAUGAUCAACUAUGGUCUGGACUUCCUGCGCAAUAAAGGAUUCAGGAAGACAAUGGCUCCGUUCAUGAUGAGGAAGGGCUUGAUGGCUAAGACCGCACAACUUGAGGAAUUCGACGAGGCUCUUUAUCGCUUGUCCGGCGAUGGGGAAGAUGAUAAAUAUCUCAUCGCUACUUCUGAGCAACCCCUAUCGGCGUAUCAUUCUGACGAGUGGUUCGAAAAACCAAAGGAGCAACUUCCUCUCAAGUAUGCAGGAUAUUCGACAUGUUUUAGGAAAGAGGCGGGCUCACAUGGACGAGAUACAUGGGGAAUUUUCCGGGUCCAUCAGUUCGAAAAAGUCGAGCAAUUCUGCAUCACCGAUCCGAGCAAAUCAUGGGAGAUGUUUGAAGAGAUGGUCCAGAACUCGGAGGACUUCUAUCAAUCCUUAGGGCUCGGCUAUCGACUGGUUGGCAUCGUCAGUGGCGCAUUGAACAAUGCGGCGGCGAAGAAGGCCGACUUGGAGGCCUGGUUCCCGUCGAUGGGCGAGUUUAAAGAACUGGUUUCUGUCAGUAAUUGUACCGAUUAUCAAUCUAGGAGUCUAGAGGUCAGAUGUGGAGUUAAGAAACAAGGCGACACUCAAAAGGUUUAUGUCCAUAUGCUUAAUGGGACCCUUUGUGCUACCGAAAGAGCACUCUGUUGUCUGGUCGAAAACUAUCAAACUCCUGAGGGCUUGCUGAUCCCAACUGUUCUGAGACCUUACAUGCAAGGUCGAGAGUUCUUGCCGUUUGUUAAAGAAGCUCCAAAGAAAAAGAAAUGAAUCAUCCUCUCUCUCUCUCUCAACCCUUUCCUUUUUUUUUUAAAAAAAAAUGCUUUCUAUCCAGUUUUUAUGGGUUGGAAAAUCUGUGAAGAUUUUUGUUUGUCUGCAUAUACCAAGUAAAUUGCUCAUGAUCAUCGGCAUCACAUCAUGUCAAGUGAUAAAUC